AUGAAUCUCAAGACUGUUACCAUCCUCCUCGGCCUAUGCGAGAUACUCCUCGCCGUCCCCAUCCAAGGCUCCCCGAAAGAUAAACGCCAGAGUUUCGAAGACUUUGAUUUCGGUGAUCUGGCGAAUACAGGUUCUUCCGGCACCACCACAGGCUCAAACACCAAUCCGUUUGGGUCGCUGUUGGCUGGCAUCGUUCCGUCCACGAGCGGCUCAGGCUCCUCAACCGGCACUGGGAAUAUGAUUUUCCUAACUGGAAGUUUGACCUCUGACUCUCAAACGGGUAAUGACGAAACGAACCAAGGACUGUCUGGUUCUGGCGAUCUUUCCCAGGGCGGAGAGGGUGGCCAAGACGCCGAUGAGGGUGACAGCCCAGAAGACGAGACGGUUGCUUGA
This is a messenger RNA of Aspergillus pseudoviridinutans, 393 nucleotides long. RefSeq lists its product as uncharacterized. The transcript has a single exon. NCBI's taxonomy places the organism in Eukaryota, Fungi, Ascomycota, Eurotiomycetes, Eurotiales, Aspergillaceae. The record is from RefSeq and is a predicted model, not a curated record. Bases 1 to 393 code for a protein of 130 amino acids.